This is a messenger RNA of Medicago truncatula (barrel medic), 2457 nucleotides long. RefSeq names its product transmembrane 9 superfamily member 7. Bases 72 to 2018 code for a protein of 648 amino acids. Gene Ontology annotation, biological process: protein localization to membrane. Gene Ontology annotation, cellular component: membrane. The record is from RefSeq and is a predicted model, not a curated record. The transcript has 7 exons. NCBI's taxonomy places the organism in Eukaryota, Viridiplantae, Streptophyta, Magnoliopsida, Fabales, Fabaceae.
UCCUACAUAUAAAUUCCACUUCGCAUCUCUUUUUCAUUCUUUCCUCUUUCUUUCUAUCUCACACACCUUAGAUGAAGGAGAAGAUGAUGGGUUGCACCGCCAUCUCUGUCCGUUCAACCACCACCACCGUCUACUUCCUCACUAUCCUCUUCCUUUUCUCCUCCGUCCAUUCCUUCUACCUUCCUGGCGUUGCUCCUCGCGAUUUCCAAACCGGUGAUGCUCUCUAUGUCAAGGUGAACAAAUUGUCAUCUACCAAGACUCAGCUUCCGUAUGACUACUACUACUUGAAGUAUUGCAAGCCCUCCAAAAUUGUGAACAGUGCAGAAAAUUUGGGGGAGGUUCUUCGAGGUGAUCGCAUUGAAAACUCAAUAUAUACGUUUCAUAUGAGGAAGGAACAGUCCUGUACUGUUGCUUGCCAUAAAAUUUUGGAUGCUGAAUCUGCAAAGAAUUUUAAAGAAAAAAUUGAUGAUGAAUAUCGAGUGAACAUGGUUUUGGAUAACCUUCCAGUUGCUGUUCUUAGACAACGGAGGGAUGGAAGCCAAUCUACUACAUAUGAACACGGUUUUCGUGUCGGGUUCAAAGGAAACUAUCAAGGGAGCAAGGAGGAGAAAUAUUUUAUCAAUAACCACUUGAGUUUUAGAGUCAUGUAUCACAAGGAUCCUGAAACUGGUUCUGCUCGUAUUGUUGGAUUUGAGGUCACACCAAACAGUAUUAACCAUGAAUACAAGGAGUGGAAUGACAAGAAUCCACAGGUAACAACAUGCAAUAAAGAUACAAAGAAUUUGAUGCAAGGUAGUACUGUCCCACAAGAAGUUGAUACAAACAAGGAUAUAGUAUUCACAUAUGAUGUUUCCUUUAAGGAAAGUGAGAUCAAAUGGGCAUCACGGUGGGACACAUAUCUUCUAAUGAAUGAUGAUCAGAUCCACUGGUUCUCCAUCAUUAACUCUCUGAUGAUUGUUCUUUUCCUUUCUGGAAUGGUGGCAAUGAUCAUGAUGAGAACUCUUUACAGAGACAUUGCCAAUUAUAACCAGCUAGACACCCAAGACGAGGCCCAAGAAGAAACAGGGUGGAAACUUGUUCAUGGAGAUGUUUUCAGGCCACCAAUCAAUUCAAAUUUGCUUUGCGUUUAUGUUGGUACUGGUGUUCAGAUCUUUGGAAUGACACUUGUGACAAUGAUAUUUGCUUUGCUAGGGUUCUUGUCUCCAUCUAAUCGGGGAGGUCUUAUGACUGCAAUGGUUCUACUGUGGGUUUUUAUGGGUUUAUUCGCUGGCUACUCCUCGGCACGUUUGUACAAGAUGUUCAAGGGCACAGAGUGGAAGAGGAAUACCUUAAAAACUGCGUUUAUGUUUCCGGGCAUUCUUUUUGGUAUCUUCUUUGUGCUGAAUGCUUUGAUCUGGGGGGAGCAGUCCUCUGGGGCAGUUCCCUUUGGAACAAUGAUUGCUCUAGUGUGUUUAUGGUUCGGUAUAUCGGUACCCUUGGUCUUUGUGGGCAGUUACUUAGGUUUUAAGAAACCAGCAAUUGAAGACCCUGUGAAGACUAAUAAAAUUCCUAGGCAGGUACCUGAGCAGGCAUGGUACAUGACACCUGUCUUCUCAAUUCUGAUUGGUGGCAUUCUUCCCUUUGGUGCAGUGUUUAUCGAGCUCUUCUUUAUCCUGACAUCAAUAUGGCUAAACCAGUUCUACUACAUCUUUGGCUUCCUUUUCAUAGUGUUCAUUAUCCUAUUGAUCACCUGUGCUGAGAUUACGGUUGUGCUUUGCUACUUCCAGUUGUGCAGUGAAGACUACAAUUGGUGGUGGAGAGCAUACCUCACUGCUGGAUCAUCAGCUGUGUACCUUUUCCUCUACUCAAUUUUCUACUUCUUUACCAAGUUGGAGAUUACAAAGCUGGUCUCAGGCAUCCUUUACUUUGGGUAUAUGAUAAUUGUUUCAUAUGCCUUCUUUGUUGUGACUGGAACAAUUGGCUUCUAUGCUUGCUUCUGGUUUGUCCGCAAGAUCUACUCUUCUGUGAAAAUUGAUUGAUUGAUUGAUUACAAGCAUCAUAAAGUGGACAAUCAUCUGUGACAUGAACACGGAACCUGAGUGGCUGUAGGAAUUUGAGGACUGGAAGCAAAUACCUUUGGGAAGUUCUCUUCCCCUGAGUCUUGAAAACCCAUUUUGUUUAUUGUUAGGAUAGCAAUUUACUGUUAUUUUGUUGCACUGUUUUCUAAUAUUUUUGUGGUAGUUUCUGAAGUAAAGAUGAGAUAUCUCCAUAUUUGUGUCGCAACGUAGUAAUGAUAGAUCAACAAUUAGUCUCGUCAAGGAAUGUUUGGCAUUAGGAACUGAUGAGAUAUCUGCAUAUUUCAAAUAUUUGACAUUAGCUGACAAAACUCUGGUUGAAAUCUGGCACUGUUAAAUGACUGUCUAGAAAGAGACCUCUGAAUGUUUUUUAACAUAAUGACACCGCUUCCGUGAGUAUUAA